UAAAUAUUAAUUAUUAUUAUUUUAUAUAUAUAUAUACAUAUAUAUAAUAUAAAAAAAGUUGUUGCAUAUAAUGGAAGAAUAUCCACCUAUUAAUAUUCGUUUAGCAGUAAACAGAGCUGAUUUAAAUUUAUUAAAAAAUAAAGAUAUACAACCUCGAAUAUAUACUCCCGGAGAAGAAAUUUCUAGUCAAUCUGAUUUCUUAAGAGGACAUGGAACAUAUGUAGAUGACGAAAAUACAUUACGUGCAUCUGUAGCUGGUAUUUUAGAAAAAGUAAAUAAGCUUAUUUCGAUAAAACCUUUAAAAGCACGUUAUCAAGGUGAAAUAGGAGAUGUAGUUGUUGGACGUAUAACUGAAGUACAACAAAAACGAUGGAAAGUUGAUACAAAUUCCAAACUUGACUCUGUAUUAUUACUUUCCAGUGUUAAUUUACCAGGUGGAGAAUUGAGAAGAAGAUCAGCUGAAGAUGAACAAACUAUGAGACGUUAUCUUCAAGAAGGAGAUUUAAUUUGUGCAGAAGUACAAAGUACUUUUGUAGAUGGUUCUCUUUCAUUACAUACUAGAGUUUUAAAAUAUGGUAAAUUAUCUCAAGGUAUAAUGUUGAAAGUUUCACCAGCUCUUAUAAAACGGAAAAAGACACAUUUUCAUACUUUAGAAAAUGGUGCAAGUUUAAUAUUAGGGAAUAAUGGUUAUAUAUGGAUUGGAGCUAGUAGACAAGAUACUGAUAGAUCAGAAGGUGGUUUCACACAGGACUUGUCAAGAAUUCCUCAAGUAAACCGUGAAUAACUUGGAAACGACAAAGUUACAUACCAAAGAAACAUGGAUGCAUGUUUUACUGCAUUUGAUAAAGAUGGAGAUGGAUAUUUAUCUAUUACAGAAUUUGAAUUUAUUUGUCGUGCAUUAUUUCGCAAUGAUCGUGGAAAAGUAUACAAUGUUGAAGAAAAUCAAUUAAAAGAAAUAUAUUCAGUAUUUGACUUGAAUGGAGAUGGAAAAAUUGAUAGAGAAGAAUUUGAAAUAUGUUGGAAUCGUUGGAUUAAAAUAUGCACCCGUCCAAAAAGUGCAUUUUUAAUUGUGGAUGUUCAAAACGACUUUAUAACAGGUUCCUUAAAUAUUAAACAAUGUGCUGCACAACAUGAUGGUUCAGAAGUAAUUGAACCAAUUAAUCGUUUAUUGGAAACUGUACAAUUUGAUGCAGUAUUUUAUUCUCUUGAUUGGCAUCCUAUAGAUCAUGUAUCUUUUAUUGAUAAUUUACAUCUAAGAGAAAUUGAUCCCAGUAGUGGAAUCUCAAAAGAAACAGUACAAGUUUAUGAUACCAUAACAUUUAGAGGUCCACCAUUAUUAAAACAACGUCUAUGGCCUCGUCAUUGUAUUCAAGAUUCUUGGGGUGCUGAACUUCAUAAAGAUCUAAAAAUUAUAGAUAAUGCAAUUAAAAUAUAUAAAGGAACUAAUUCAGAAGUAGAUUCAUAUUCAGUUUUUUGGGAUAAUAAAAAGAUGAUGGAAACAAGUUUAUCUUCGCAAUUACAAGAAAAGGGAGCAACUGAUAUAUACAUAUGCGGAUUAGCCUAUGAUGUUUGUGUUGGAGCAACAGCUGUAGAUGCACUUACAAGCGGUUAUCGAACUAUUCUUAUUGAUGAUUGUAGUCGAGGAGUAGAUCUUGUUGAUAUUGAAAAAACUAAAGCUACUGUUAUAGCUAAUAAUGGAGUAAUUGUAAAUUCAAGUCAAGUAAAAGCAAUGGUUGAAGGAAAAGAUCGCCGACCAGAACUUGGAUAUAAGUUAGCUAUAGAAAUUAAACAAAAAUUAACUUUUGUAGAUGACGAUAAUCAAUAAUUUUAUUUUCUUGUAAUUUAAAAAAUAGUACAAAAUGUUAUACAAACAUUAGAU
Messenger RNA from Apis mellifera (honey bee), 1879 nucleotides. RefSeq lists its product as uncharacterized. The transcript is spliced from 6 exons. NCBI's taxonomy places the organism in Eukaryota, Metazoa, Arthropoda, Insecta, Hymenoptera, Apidae. The record is from RefSeq and is a predicted model, not a curated record. Gene Ontology annotation, molecular function: RNA binding; calcium ion binding.